Molecule: messenger RNA, 4390 nt
Organism: Plectropomus leopardus (leopard coralgrouper)
Lineage: Eukaryota; Metazoa; Chordata; Actinopteri; Perciformes; Serranidae
Source: RefSeq, a predicted model, not a curated record
UCUGCCCCCCUGUGGGUAAAGUAACCACCGCAUGGGAGUUAGUACCCUGCCGCCAAGGUUAGUCAUUAACCUUGUCUUCUCAGUCACUCAGGGCACCGAAGAAAGCGGACAGCACUGUGUCCAAGGCAUGCUGCCGCCCGGCCGUUACAUCUUACCAUGGGCGACUGCAACCACUGCACACACGAACGGCCUUUGUCCGUAGAGGACGGCGUUACCGUCGUGUUUCACAAAGUUGACGGCCAUGGCACAAACAGCGGCGACGACGACCACGACGACAGUGGCGAUGAUGAGCGGACAACGGAGAUGAUUCACCUGCAAAGUAACUGCCAUGUGUUGUGUGAGUACGACGGGGAUGCUGCCGAAGAAGAAGCGAGAGGAAGCGAGCAGAAAACGCUGUGCUCGCCGGCGUUUUGCGUCAGAGGCAGGCUCGCAUCCAGAGACGGAAGCGCACAUGAAGAUUCGGAGAAACCAAAGAAAUGUUCAGGUCUUGGUUUGUUCUACGCUUUCCUGUCAACUGUUUUUUUUUCCAUCAUUGCCCUCUUGGUGAAAACCAUCCAGGGAGUCCACGCCAUAGAGAUCAGCGCCAUACGCUGCUUCUUCCAGAUGCUCUUUACUAUGCCGUUACUCAUCUACCACAAUGCGUCUAAUCAUCCAUCCAUCCAGUCAUUCAUUCAUCCAUCAUCCUCCUAUCUCUGCUCCUUCAGGACAGGUUUCCUUGGUCCCAGAGAUAAACGUAUAUAUCUGGUGCUUCGGGGUUUCAUUGGUUCCAAUGCCAUGAUCCUGCUCUUCUAUGCUGUUCAGCAGAUGCCGCUAGCGGACGCCACAGUCAUCAUGUUCAGUAAUCCAGUCUUUACCUCCAUCCUUGCCUGGAUCUUCCUGAAGGAGAGAUGUACAAUCUGGGACUGUGUUUUCACUGUUUUUACCAUCGCUGGAGUCAUCCUCAUCGCCCGACCGCCGUUUCUCUUUGGCGAGGAUCGACGUGGCAUUGAGGGCAACUACGCUAACCACAUCAAGGGGACUAUUGCUGCCUUUGCAGGAGCUAUUGGGGCUGCUUUCACAUUUGUUGUCCUUCGCAAGAUGGGGAAGAGCGUCCAUUACUACCUCUCUGUCUGGUACUACGCUGUCAUCGGUUUCAUUGAGUGCAUCAUCACUGUAUCCGUCCUUGGGGAGUGGAAAAUCCCAUUCUGUGGCCGCGAUCGCUGGCUGCUGAUGCUGAUUGCUGUCCUGGGUAUUGCCGGCCAGACCUUCCUCACAAAGGCCCUGCAGAUUGAGAAGGCUGGACCUGUGGCCCUGAUGAGGACUAUCGACGUGGUGCUGGCGUUCAUCUUCCAGUUUAUUUUCCUUAACCGUGCACCGACCAUGUGGAGCCUCGGAGGGGCGCUGUGCGUAGUGGUGAGCACCAGUGGGGUAGCACUUCGGAAGUGGUACACAAGCUCUCGUAAGAGCUGAGAGAGAGAGAUUGAGAGGCAACACAGAAUACUUUGGCAUUACUAUUUAUUCUUUUUCACUAUAAUAUGUUCUAGAUUACUCUGUAUUUUACUUGUUACUUACAUGCAAACCAGUGAUGAGGUUUAAGCUCUUUUGAGUGUCAAAAGCAGAAAUAUAGGAGGAUAAACUAGCAGGAGUCAGUUAUGCAUUUAUGAUUGAAUUCAAAAUUGAAUUAUGUGCAUCAAUACAUGUUGAUUCCUAAGAGUCAACCUGUGUAGCUUAUUGUUAUGCAUUUAUUUUUGUGUAAUUAAACACACGAGGAAGUAAGAGCAAGGAAAAACUGUUGCUGCCCCAAAACCAUAUCCUGCUCCCUGCAGGCUGAGCAGCUAAGUGCUUAUUCAACACAUAUUUCCUAUUUUCUCCAUAAAAAAAUCUAUAUAACAAAAAUGGGUCUGAUAUUUGAACUUCAUAAUGAAGCUGUUUAAUGAAAGUUAUCAUCAGUCCCAUUUCUUUUUUCUUGAACUUGAAUAACAUAGCCAAAGAGAGACAUUUAUUGCGCAAGACCAUCCGUACUGUGUUAGCUAACUUGGCAAUAAUAGACUGAAAAGUAUUCAACAUCUUUUUAUUGUGGCAUGCACUAGACCCUGUCAAAUGAGUAUGUUCAACUACAACAAAAAAAUACUUAAAGGGACAUUUCAUCCCAAAAUCAAAAAUACAUAUUUUUCCUCCUAAUGUAAUGCUAUAUAUCAGUCCAGAUUGUUUUGAUGUGGGUUGUCAAGUUUUGGAGAUAGCUUAGAGAUUCUGCCUUCUCUUGAAUAUAAUGUAUUUUUGGCACUUGGCUUGUAGUGCUCAAAGCGCCAAAAAAAAAUAUAUAUAUAUAAAAAAUGUCAAAAACAAUGUCUCUUCAGAGAUAGUGACCUGGUUACUUAAGAUUAUCCACUGACCUGGUUGUGAGCAAUUUCAAAGAGGAACUAUUUUAUUUCUGUGGAUUACCUUUAGUAACUGGGUCAUGUACUUUCUGGAAAUCAUGACCAGCUGUUGAGUCCUUCAUCAGCAGUAUAAGCUGAGUGCCACCUAGUUCCAUUAUAUUCAAGAGAAGGCAGCCAUCUCAAAGGCCGAUAUCGCCAAAACUAGGCACCUCAAACCAAGUAAUCAAGACAGAUUUAUAGCACUACAGUUUAGGGGAAAAAUAUGUACUUUUCGUUUUGGGUUGAACCGUCCCUUUAACAUAUCAGUGGUGCUGAUAAUGCAAUACAAUUGUGUUUUAAAACCAUUCUGUCAACCACAACAAGAAAACAAAAUGCAGUGCAAACCAGUAAACCGUAUUAGCACUUAAAUACACAUUUUUGUUAAGCAAAUAAAAUGUGUAGUAAAAUGACAUUGCAGGCAUUAAAGUAAAAAAGAGUAUAUAUAAAUAUAUAUAUAUAAAUAAAUAUAUAUAUAAAUAUAUAUAUAUAUAUAUAUAUAUAUAUAUAGACAGAAGUGAAAUCCACAAAGUAAGUUACAAGUUUUUACUUGUAAACAGAGUGAUGCUGUACAAUUUGCUCAGGAAUCUAAUGCCUAACUGCUGGUAAUGCUCAAAUAUGACUCUAAAUCAAAUCCAACAUUCUUAUCCAUGAAGCAUUUAAUCCUUUUAGAUUUUAGAUUUUAUUUUGCUUCUGAAUUGUGAAUAAUUUUAUAAAAAUAUUUUUGAAGUGCCUUAACUUUAACCUCCAGCUUCCCUUCCCUGCGGAGCUGCUCAGUAACCAGCAACUUGUACUGGGCAGCUCUCGGUUGUUUUUGUGCAUAAGAAUAUGGAUAUAAAUAUGAAGUAGGGUGCUUCUAAAAAAAUCCACCCAGAAGUUAAUAAUUUUUUAAAAUCGAAGUUAAGUCAAACAGCAUUCUUCAGUAAGGCACUGAAGACAUGACCAUUAUCCCCACACUGAGGCCACACACUGAUUUCUUCAUUAUCUCAGGCAGAGUCAUCUCCAUCAUGGUGGCUAGCACUUAAUGUCACUAUUAAAGCAUCUAAUUAGUGUUCGCAACAGUCUAAAAAUAUAUUUUCUGUGAUGCUAUAAGAGGGGUGUUGUUUGCACUUUGUAUCGCUAGAGGGUUGAAGAAGUGUCACUAAACUGCCACUAUUAUUCAGCUCAUGAAGUGAACAUACAAACAGCUGCUACCAAGAUUUGCUGGAUGAUAGCUUCCUCUAGAGGUGAAACUGCAUCUAAAAAGUGCAGGAUUUUCAAUACAUAUCUUGCAUCACCCAGUUGAAUAGUGGCGAUAAUGUCACCAAGCUAAAGCUGAUGUUGAGUUUUUACACUUAAGUAUCUUUGUUUUUUAGAACAGCUGUUCAUGUGCCAAGUAGAGGAUGUCUGCUGUCACCUCAUGAACAUCCACAAGUGGGUGAGUUGUAACUGGCUGACAAAUAAGAAAAAAAGACAUAGAAAUAUUCUUGAAAUAUGGCAUUGAGCUAUUUUAAAGCAAAAAGAUAUUCUGCUAAAAGCAAUAUUGUGUUAUGUCUGAAAAGGUCACUUUGUGUACCACUGUCCUCAGCUGCAAAGUGAACCAAAGGUGAUCUUUAUGUGUUACUAUCUGUAGGAAACCCCAGAAAUACAUUUAUUUAAAUGGAUGUAGGUUUCUAGCACAGCAGUCGGUGUUUGUGUCCGUUAUAAAUCUCAUCGUGUUUUUAGUAUUUAGCCAGGAGUUUCCCCACUGUCAUGACUAAUGAAGUCGCGGUGCAACUGCAGUCCUCUGUUGUAGGAGUGUUUAAUUGGGUGAAAUACAGCUAGAAAAGGAAGGCAAUUAGUUCUGCUAGACUGUUAUUUAACAUCCUGCAGUCUCUCCCUUGCUUUUUUUUCCACACACUGCUGUUUCUGUUUUGUGGAGCACAGCUGCACUUGCCUUCAAUUAUUAUAGUUCUUCCUUUAAUCUAGUAAACCACCAAUAAACUGAACUCUGAGUUUGCACAUUUUUGUUUUGUUAA